Molecule: messenger RNA, 1563 nt
Organism: Dovyalis caffra
Lineage: Eukaryota; Viridiplantae; Streptophyta; Magnoliopsida; Malpighiales; Salicaceae
Source: the annotation of a GenBank genome assembly
AUGAGGAGAAGAUUAGGGCACCACAGGCAACACGGGAAGCAAGGAGUAGGAGGGAAAGGAGUAUUAGCAAAAUUAUCGAUUGCUGUUGUUGUUCUUUUGAUCUGCACUCUUACUUUACUCUUUUCCGCUACUAUUACUGGAAGUAAUGGAUCCAACGCUCCACCUGAGAUAAAUGUAGAGGAGUUAUGGAAAAGUGCGAAUUCGGGUGGCUGGAGGCCGUCAUCUGCUCCACGAUCCGAUUGGCCACCUCCUCCAAAAGAGACCAAUGGGUAUCUCCGUGUUCGUUGUAAUGGUGGUUUGAAUCAGCAAAGAAGCGCGAUUUGUAAUGCUGUUCUUGCUGCAAGAAUCAUGAAUGCUACACUUGUUUUGCCUGAGCUGGAUGCAAACUCCUUCUGGCAUGAUGACAGUGGAUUCCAUGGCAUCUAUGAUGUUGAACAUUUUAUCCAGUCACUGAGAUUUGAUGUCCGAAUUGUAGAAAGCAUACCAGAAAUUCGUAAAAAUGGGAAAACUAAGAAGAUAAAAGCUUUUCAGCUGCGGCCCCCUAGAGAUGCUCCUAUUAGUUGGUAUACAACUGAUGCCCUGGAGAAAAUGAAGGAACAUGGAGCCAUUUAUCUAACUCCAUUCUCACAUCGUUUAGCUGAAGAAAUUGACAACCCUGAGUAUCAGCGGUUGAGGUGCAGGGUUAACUAUCAUGCUCUAAGAUUUAAACCACUGAUUAUCAAAUUAAGCGAGUCAAUAGUUGAUAAACUACGUUCUCAAGGUCACUUCAUGGCAAUACACCUUCGUUUUGAGAUGGACAUGCUGGCAUUUGCUGGGUGCUUUGACAUAUUUAGCCCUGCAGAGCAAAAAAUACUGAAGAAGUAUCGGGCAGAAAAUUUUGCCAAGAAAAAACUCAUUUAUAAAGAAAGAAGGGCCAUAGGAAAAUGUCCACUUACUCCAGAAGAGGUUGGUCUUGUUUUACGUGCAAUGAGGUUUGACAAUUCCACCAGGAUAUACCUAGCAGCUGGUGAACUGUUUGGUGGAGAGCGGUUUAUGAAACCAUUUAGGGCCCUGUUCCCUCGCCUUGGGAAUCACAGUUCUGUGGAUUCCAGUGAGGAGCUAGCCGCAAAUGCUCAGGGAUUGAUAGGCUCUGCUGUGGAUUACAUGGUUUGUCUUCUUGCUGAUAUAUUUAUGCCAACUUAUGAUGGACCGAGCAACUUUGCCAACAAUCUCCUGGGUCACCGCCUGUAUUAUGGCUUUCGAACAAAUAUUAGACCUGACAGGAAAGGUCUUGCCCCAGUUUUUAUUGCUCGAGAGGAGGGACGGACAGCUGGUUUUGAGGAAGCAGUUAGACGUGUCAUGCUCAAAACAAACUUUGGUGGCCCUCACAAACGUAUCUCACCCGAAUCAUUUUAUACAAAUUCUUGGCCUGAAUGUUUCUGUCAGAUGGAAACACAGAAUCCUGCUGAUAAAUGUCCAUCAGAGAAUGUCAUGCAAAUUUUGCAUAGCCAGUUAGAGAGUGAAAAUAUUGACUUGGAAAAACACAACCGAUCCGAUUCAAUAGAAUCUUUGGCAGAAAGAUAA